Rhineura floridana is the source of this 3763-nucleotide messenger RNA. It is a transcript of the gene KLHL6, whose product is annotated as kelch like family member 6. NCBI's taxonomy places the organism in Eukaryota, Metazoa, Chordata, Lepidosauria, Squamata, Rhineuridae. Gene Ontology annotation, molecular function: protein binding. The transcript is spliced from 7 exons. The record is from RefSeq and is a predicted model, not a curated record. The coding region runs from base 650 to 2242 and encodes 530 amino acids. Gene Ontology annotation, biological process: B cell receptor signaling pathway; germinal center formation.
UCCAAUUAGAGAAUGCAACUUUACCAGCGCUCUCGUUCCCUCUCUCCCCUGCGGCUGCGGUGUGAUCCAAUCCGCAUCAACCUUUCCCACUCUUCUCCAGUUGUCGAGUGAAGCGAGAAGAGAACAAACCAUAACACACUAGGGAUGUCCACCCGACCCCAAUUAUAUUUUUGGCCUUGUGCGACUCCGCCUCCCCACACUUCUUUGUGGUUCGCGCUAGCCGAGGCUUCGGAGCAGUAUUUCCACUCCCUAACAAAUGCCUGCGUGUUUUCACGACUCCUUGUGAAACCUCCCCCCUCCAGAAAAAAGUGGUCUGGUCCUGAGGAAGUAGCAACCAACAUAGGCUCUUCGCCAUGUACCUCAAGGGCAGGGGGAGAAUUCUAACUACUGUAUCAGGGUUUACCACAGAGACUAUCAGUUGAUGUGGCACAGCGGCAGCGAAGACCGAGUGCACUGGCCCAGCCUAUCCCACAAGCGUAAAACAGCCACUCAGUUUAGAGACAAAUCAAAACUUAGGGCCGCUGUAAAGGAGGGGGGUGGGGUGGAGGGUAAAACGGAACACUUUCCAGACGUUUGCAAGAUUGAUCCAGAUCUGCCAACAUUAUCUCUCUGACCACUUACAGCCUUUUAGUGCCGACCCCAAACACAAAUGCCUGGCAAGUAUACCGAGGCAAUGUUUUGCAAUGACUUGAAAGAAAAAUAUGAAGAAAAAAUAGUAAUUAAGGGAGUUGAUGCUGAAACAAUGCAGAUUCUUUUGGAUUACACGUACACAAGCAAAGUGCUGAUCACUAAGGAAAAUGUGCAGAAAGUCCUGGAAGCUGCUAGUCUUUUUCAGUUUUUGCGAAUGGUAGAAGCAUGCUCCAAUUUCCUCAACGAAGCUCUUCAUCCAGAAAACUGUGUUGGGAUUUUGAGACUGGCCGAUGCUCAUUCACUUGAUAAACUGAAGCAGCAAGCCAAGAGCUAUAUUAUUCAGAAUUUUUCCCAAGUACUGAAUUAUGAUGAGUUCUUAGAAUUGCCUGUGGAUGUCCUAUAUAGCAUGCUAAAGAGUGAUGACCUCUGGGUCACAGAAGAAGCGCAAGUGUUUGAGGCGGUUAUAAACUGGGUGCACUACAAAAUAGCGGAAAGGCUUCCUCUCCUGCCUUACAUCCUUGAGGGUGUCCGGCUGCCCCUUCUGGACCCUUGGUAUUUUGUAGAGACUGUAGAAGCUGAUCCACUCAUCAGACAGUGCCCUGAUGUCUUUCCUCUGCUUCAAGAAGCCAGAAUGUACCAUCUAUCAGGGAAUGAGAUCAUUUCAGAAAGAACAAAGCCCAGAAUGCAUGAAUUUCAGUCAGAGGUCUUUAUGAUCAUAGGCGGUUGCACAAAGGAUGAAAAAUUUGUAGCUGAAGUCACCUGCCUUGAUCCUUUGAGGCGCAGUCGUUUGGAAGUGGCAAAAUUGCCAAACACAGAACAAGAAACAGAGUGUGAGAAUAAAAAAUGGGUGGAGUUUGCUUGUGUGACGUUAAAAAAUGAAGUCUACAUAUCAGGAGGGAAAGAAACACAACACGAAGUCUGGAAAUAUAAUUCUUCCAUCAACAAAUGGAUCCAAAUUGAAUAUUUGAACGUUGGAAGAUGGAGACACAAAAUGGCCGUGUUGGGUGGCAAAGUGUAUGUGAUUGGCGGUUACGAUGGUAUACAAAGAAUCAACAGUGUGGAGACAUAUGAUUCUUUUCACAACUGUUGGUCAGAGGCAGCUCCUCUCAUGAUCAACGUCAGUUCAUUUGGGGCAGCCAGUUACAAGAAGAAGCUCUAUGUGAUUGGAGGAGGACCCAAUGGGAAGCUGGCUACUGACAAAACACAGUGUUAUGAUCCAGCAACAAACAACUGGAGCUUAAAAUCACCCAUGCCUGUUGAGGCAAAAUGUGUCAAUGCCACAAGUUUCCAUGACCACAUCUAUGUUGUGGGUGGGGCAAUGAGGGCAGUCUACUCUUACAGCCCUCUCACAGACACGUGGUGCUUGGUGACUCAGUUAAAUCACGAACGAGCAAGUUGUGGGAUUGCUCCUUGCAACAACAAACUGUUCAUCACUGGAGGCCGGGACGAGAAGAAUGAAGUCAUUGCCACGGUGCUAUGUUGGGAUGCAGAGAUCCAGAAACUGACGGAGGAAUGUGUUCUCCCUCGUGGCGUCUCCCAUCAUGGGAGUGUCACCCUCCGGAAAUCCUACACGUAUAUCCGCAAGGUAGUGCCUGGAGCAGUCUCAGUCUGACUUUGUAGGAAUACUCAGGAGAAGGAAAGAUGGAGGAGAAGUUAUCACGAAAUACCUCAUUUCCCCCAAAGAGGCUGAAUGGGAUGAAACCCCUAAGCUGUCACUGUCUUUGCGAGAAACAGUUGUAUAUUUGCUCCAUUUCCUGCUGUAUAGCAUAUGCCUUAAAUUAUCUUCAUAUCCGGAGGUUCUGGGCUAUUUUUGGACUUGUAAUGUCAGCCAGUGAGAAGUUCAAGGAUAUGAGUUGCCCCUGGAAUCACCAAAGCUGAGCUCUAUGAGUUGCAGAUAUUAUCAUUGUUUUAUUUUCUUGUAGAUGCAAUUUUGGAUUUUUUUUUUUUAAAACCUAUUGUUACUUGCCUUGAAGGUUGUUUGAAUGAAAAAAGGGAUAGAAAUGUUUCAAAUAAAUAAAUGUUUUCAUUUUGCAUCAGUCUAAAGAGAGACCCUGCCAGUUAGUGUACUGUAGACAAUACUGAGCUGGACAGAAGAAUGUUCUGACUAGCCUAAGUCAGCUUCCUAGCAAGAAUGGAGCCCAGGGGCCAAGAGAUGGAUAGGUGAAAUGAGGCAGGAUGAUGAAAGAAAAGGGAUCGGGGGAAAGAGGACAAAGACUUAGGGAGGAGGCUGAAAAUGUGUCCAACUGCAAGCCCUCCCAGCCCCUCAUCCUCUCAGCAAGGGAUAUUGGCUGAGUUGUUACAAUCUCACAAAGGGCUCUGGAGAAAAACCUCACAGAGCUUAGGUACCUCCACUUGCCCUUGCCUUUAAGGCUUCAGAGUGGUCUGCAUUGAAAAAGAUUUUUAAAAAGUACUUCCAAUCUACUCAGUAUUGUUCCCAUGGGCACUCCAAAGCUCCAUUGACCAAGAGUGGGGUACCUCAGGCCUGGGGGCUGAAUAUGGCCCUCCAGGCCUUCCCAUCUGGCCCCUGGGACUCUCACCAAGCCACACCUCCUCUGUGGGCCACACCCCUCCCUGGUCUUGCUCCUUGAGUUCUUUUGCGUGGUUGGAAUGUCUCCUUGAAUGGUAAUCAUGCCUUUUGCUUGCAUAGAUGAUGGAUGGAGAGGGAUGUGGUGUAGAAACCGCUGACUUGUGCAUGAGUUAGAAUGUGGCCUACUAUCCAAAAGCAAAGUCGCAUCUGUUUCUAUCCGUGUUUGCCUCUCUGGCCACACCCACCAUUGGUAUGCAUUCCCCCGAAAGUCACCUACAAGGGAGUGCCAACCUUGGGUUGAAAAAGUUUCCCCUCCCCUGCCGCAGACAACUGUCUGAUAGAGUGUCCUCUUGAUGCUAACAAUGUUGGGGGAAAGAGGUUGGCUCCUUCAUCCACCAAGUUGUUGCUGCUUUCCAGGAGGUGCUGUAUGCAGUUAAUCUCCAAUAUCUUUUUCCUGCCAAUGUUUUGCUUGUGAAGAAGAUUGGAUUUGCAGACUUAUAUGGUAGUAUGAUGCCUGUCAUUUCCUGUUGUGAGAGUUCAUUGCUAGUUACAUAAGCCAUCUGCUGCAUACAAAACAGAGAAAGGCGCCACAUGCUGUGAAGAAAA